UAAGACCCCGAUUUUGGUUUGAAUCUGUGUUUUAUGACUAGGAUUUUUUAGGAAUUCCAUAUAUUUAUAUAUCUCCUGCUCCCCUUUUUUGCAUCCUUUGCAAUUUCCUCUUUUUUUUUUUGCAACUGGGUGCAUUUUUUAAAAGCAAAACUCGGGUCUAUCUAUCUAUCUGUCAAUAACUGAGACAGAAUUUCCACCGGAUCCGUCUCGUGUGAACCCAAAGCGAAGUGAAUCACUCACUAGCAAGAAUCGGGUUCCCUAAUUGGAUCCAAAGGGAGACCCAGUUUUUUCCCCCCUGGGCCAUGGGAAGGCUCCAAGGCUUGAGGACCUGGACACGUGUUGAUGAUAUUCCAUGUAUGAAUUUUCCACUUGUGGAGCUGUUGAACACCUUUGGCAGGACUGUAUCUAAGUUAACAUAAUUCUUCAGUCCAGUGAGCUUCAGAAGAUGGCUCCAUUGACCCGCAAGAGCUCGGCUGAACGUAAGGCAGAAGCGGGCUACUGUGCCUGGAAAGGACAGCUCUUCAUUCAAGAUCAUCAAAUCUCUGACAUGGCUCUCCGAUCAUCAUGUCGAUUUUCUAUCCCAGCACAGCUGCCAACCAAACUAGAGAUCAGACAUGCUGCGGAUGUGUCAGAAUUGAGAAAAAAACUGCCCGACGAAGCAUUUCGAAUAAAAAAUUAUUCCAAUCAUGAAGUCAAAUGUCAAGACUCCUUAUUCUGUUUAUACGAAGUGGAAAUAUUAAAUCAAAAUGAACCAAAAGUGGUGCAGUUAAUAGACAGUUUGAAAGAAAAAAAGCUGGCACUUGUCAAAUAUCUAAACGACCAAGGGGCUCUCAUCUUACUUGCCUCCUCUGCCUUUGUGGAAGAAAAAGAAGCUGGCUUAGACGGACAUCCGCACCUUCAGGCCUUGUUUCUGAUUUCAUCACCAGAGUCAAAGAAUACAACAGCAAGCGACUGGAAAUGUGAAUGCAAGGACAAUGAGAGAUUGUCGCAAGUCGCUUUGGUUCUGCCCGCCCUGCGCCAUGCCUUGCUGGAAGGUGCCCAGCCUCCAGGCAAAGAAGGCUCUCCUCCUGGCACUUUGGUUCAGUGGCGGAUCCGGGAAUUUGCAAAGCAGUGUAAGAAGUCAGUGGCCGUUUCCUACACUCCCGAAACCCCGCCCGUCUCUUUCGAUACGUUCCUAAAAAAGUCUGAGCUUGAAGCUGUCUCUGAAAAAUACCCUCCAAACUCUUUCGCCUACUUGCAGCAUUACUUGUUGCACCCACAAAACUAUAUGUUGGAAAUGACAGUGGCUGUGGCCUGCAUGGAUGCCACUUCUGAGUCUCCCAAUAAUGCCCAGGACCCAGACAGUUCUUCCGGCUCAAAUCUGGACCUAAUGUCUCCCGAGGCGCAGUUGAAUCCGCAGAGCGGUGAAGAUGCCACAAGUACGGACCUGGCGGGUGGGAGCCCUUUACAGCCCUGGAAGAGGAAAUCCAGCAGGCUCCUUGGGGCAAGCGCCCGGAAAAUAUGGUCCCCGCUGAAAGCUCUGUGCCUCAUUGGAAAUAGCAACAAGCGGAAGAAACUCAAGAAGAGCCCCUCCCCACCGGCUUUUAAAACACUGGAACCCCCAGUAAACUCUCAGAAACUCACACUUCAAUUAAAAAAACUCCAGAAUCCACUAAGGGGGAAGAGGGGUGCCGAGGUUUUGUCUGCAGAAUUUGUGCAAGAAACACCACCCGAGUCACCCAUCAAUACCAUAUCCUCUCCUGGGACGGAGAAAAAGGCCCGGCUCUUGAGGCACAAAAAGGAUGAAGAAAAGCCCCAAAGCGAGGAACGAAUGGAGACCGGGAGGCGUGUGACAAGGCGAAGUGCCCAGCGUCGUCUGGAGGAGACCACCUUGGAAGCCCAGAAGGAGGAGGGCGAUGAGAACGACCCUGAGAGAGCAGCGGCUGGGAAUGUUGAUCCCUCCGGGAACAAAAAGGGAUGCGACUCCCAUGCUUUGAACCUGUUGGCUGAUCUUGCUCUGAGUUCCUGUAAUUCUCCCUUGAUCAGUAACAGCAGCCAGUCCUCUUUGCCCGACAGCCCCUUGCAUGAAUGCCACAAUCCGCAAAGAGGGGAAGUGUUGAACGACUCACUGGAUGAAGAAUACGACAGAGACACAGAGACACUACAAGGUGGAUCCCUUUCUGGCAGAGCUCGUCAGCACUUCGUUUCAUCUCCUGGGGAAGUUGGGCUGAGCCCGGAAUUGCCUUCGAGCUCUCAGGAGGAAACCUAUGCCAGAAAAAAGGGGAAUGCAAAAUCUGGUUCGUCAAAGUCCUGCACAUCGGGAGAGACUUCGGACUCGAGCGUCCAGUCUUUGAUUUCCAGCGAACACUCGUACGCCUCUCCAUCUUAUUCAAAGAGAAGAGCACUAGGUUAUCCAAGUUCAAAGAAUGGUGAGAAGUAUGUGAAAUACGGGCCUCUUCCUGGGAAAGUGUUACCUUUCCGGCAUCAGCAGAACAUUUGCCAUCAGCAGAAGAGGAUGAUGGACAGUGUGCACUUUUCCCGCUCAGCCAUCAUGGCUGCAAGGUUAAAGGAAGACUUCGCCAAGUACCACAAUGUGACUUUUUGUGACAGAACUGUGAAAGUGACCUUUCAGUGGGAGGCCAAUUACCAUUUUGGUUUGGAUAGCAAAUAUACCAACAAUUCCUUAGAGAAAACCAUUGUUCGAGCUGUGCAUGGGCCCUGGGACGUCAGCCAGUCCAAUGACAUAGAAGAAAUGAAGCUGAUCCUGCACAUGUGGGUGGCUCUGUUUUACAGCAAGCCCUUCAAAUACCCGACUGUAAGGAAAGUGGUUGAGCACAACAACCCGGCCAAAUACAUAUCGCUGAACAGUGUUAUAGACCCUAUGGAGCUCAUUGACGAUUUGGAGGGUGCUUGCAGCUUGAAGAGAUGCCCCGCUGAUUCUCUUUCCGAGGCGAACCCACGGAUGCCGAGACAAGUUCAAGAGAGAGCGGUUUCUUCCACUGUCAAACCCCUCUCAUGUAAUGAACUGUCCUCGACAAAUCAUGUCGAGGAUGAGUUUCCCGCUGCCGAUCCCACGGAACCCCACAGUCGUCCUUCAGAGAUCCAAAGCAAUGCCAGAACCUCUAAGGAUACAGUUUCUCCCCUGGAUAAGGUAACUGAUGGGGAGCCUGGAGGAGAGUCGCAGCUGAUUCGUACCAUCCCUCUUGAAAGCCCACAUGGGAAUUUAUCACGCGAAGCCAGCAAUGGUGGAUUUGAGCCUAGAGAAUUGGGAGCAGGUGCAGAAGCAGAACUGGGCAAAGUGAUUGGCUCAGGUGAAGUUUCACAGAGUGAUUCUGCUCCUGCAGUUGCCAAACUCCCAGAAAAUUCAGGAGCCAAGCAGAAUUCAGAACCUUCAGCGGAGAGUCAGGAAAUAAGCAACGCUACUCCUGUAGAAGAGAAGAAUGGGAGCCACCCGACCGGUGGAAUUGGGUUGCUGCAUCCUGCUGAAGAAGCCUGGCAAGAGGAAGAUGGCCCCCCAAGGGGAGUAACGGUAGAGUCACAGGAUCUCCCCAUGGAUGAAGAAGAGGGAGGUGAAGAGAGCAUGGACUGGGAGUCCAUUGAUCUGGCUCUUUCAGAUAGCAAUGAUGCAGAUGAGGAAUCCCGAAAUGUGGAUCUGGAUCAAGAGGGUGAUGAACUUCUUGAGGAAAAUGGUGUGAAAGAAGAGGAAGAAACAGGCAUUAUGCAUUGCAUGGCGUCUCCUGCUGAUAGUCUUUUCACUUCUGUAACAUCAUCAGUGCCUGAAUUGUCCCAAGCCAGGCAGACAGAAUUAUUGACUGAUCCUCAGACUGAAAAAGAACCCCAGGACUUGAAAGCAGGCAGUCAGGAGUUUGAAGAUGAAAGGGGUUGUGCUAAAGACGACAAUCUUGGGACCCCAUCUCCAAUUCAGGAAGUCACAUCUGAUGAUACAAUGGAGCAGGAGACUGUUGCCGUAUCUGAAGAUAUCAAGUCCAUCCUUUAUGAGUUGAUAGAUACUGUGAGUGCCAUGAAUGUAGAGAGUGGAGAAACAUGCCCUCAAGAGCCCUCAGGCUCAAACUGGAUGAGUUCUGUAACUCUGGAGUGUGUGACUCCUCCUGACAGUGACGAAGAGAGCACUAUAGCUGACCAGUUUGCCCAUACUGACCAAAACUGGAAGAUUACUGAAGGUGUAGAGCAACGUAGCACCUUGGCUCCCCAGGAGAGAGCUACUUCACAAGGGCAAGAACUGAACCAUUCAGUAUUGCAUGGAAACAUGAGGUGUGGCCAGAUGUUUGAAAGAGAGACUCUUCCAGAGAGUGAGCCUGCUUCCCCUGCUCUUGGUGUCCUUCCAAGUUCUUCUGGCACAGAUUGGUCAGUAACAAGGACUACAGGGCUAUUAUGCGAAACCCCAAUGGUCAGAACAUCCACACCGAAAGAGGAUGUUCCAUCUGUUUCCAUGUUGUGCGAAAGUGAAGUAAGACAACUCAGCCAUGAAGCAUCCAUGUCUGAAAAGGAAGACCAGUUCAGCAAGACAGGUGUAGAAAUCAUGCCAUGUGUCCCAGCAGAACAUCAGACUGAGUAUUCAUCAAAAGAAGGGGAGGGGGACACAAGAGGUGACCUAGCUGUUUCUGAAGAUGUACAGCUUGAAGGUGCAAGACCAAGUUUGGAGGAGUCUGAACAUUCUCUCCAUGAAGUCAGAACAGAAUAUGUGGGAAGUCCAGAAGGUGUCCUGUUUGGUGAAAAGGCACAGUUGCCUUCCAGAGCUUCAGAUAUGAAUAAGAGCGUGGAAGAUGACUCUCUCACAAUGGAUGAGGACCAAGAAGACGUUGGCUCAUACCACAGUAAUAAGGCUGGUGGUUCUUGUUAUACUAGAUCCACCAGUGGACCAGAAAUGGCGGUAGCUAGUAAUGUUCUUGACUUGAGCCCCAUCAGGACUCAGAGUGACAGGAUGUACCAGAAAAACACAGAGAGGUCACCAGCUCUUGAGCCUGAUGCUGUGGAACAUGGCCGGCCUCAUGCGCCCAAAAAAGCUGAUAGGGCUCUCAGUACCAGCAAUGAGUCAGUUCCCCCAAAGCAGUAUGUGAACUUUUCAGUCACCAAGAAGCACAAAGAGAAAACAAGGUUUAUUCACUCUUCCAAGAGGCGCGAAAGUUUCAUGGGAGAUCUGGGAUUAAUGAACUCCUUGAGUAGGACAUGGAGAACAUGGAGCGAUCCCGUCCAAGACACUCUAGACAUGGAAUGUUUGCGUUUCCAUGAUAAGGUAAAGCAGAUCCUUAGGAAACCUCAACCACCUACCUCCGCUGAUAGCUUGUCGCCGCCAGUUGCAGCAGAAUCAUUGUUAAGAAAGGUACCUGGAACCCCUCCUUUGAACCCCCCUCCCAGAAGCAGAAGUCCCCUUCUGAUCACUGUAGUGAACCCAAGCGUGGUAUACGGUCCCCUAUACUGGCUCCCGAGAAGAAGCCGACACAGAGACGCCUUUGAGCCCCCUCCCCGCACUUCCGCACACGAUUCGCUUAGCAAAGCUGCUAGAUUCAAAGGUCAACGCCAAGGGUCAUGUUCUCCCUUUCACCUCAAUAAACUGAACUACAGGAAUAAGCUAAAAGAUUCCCGAGGAGAUAUCUCGGUUAUUAUGGACGAGUUUGCAGAGUUCAGCCAGGUGAUGACGCAAGACAGUAGGCCAACAAGUAGUAAAGGCCAAGAACCACAAACUACCUCAGAAGAUGCUCCAGAGAAAAGAGGGACCUCAUUGCCCCCACGGACAGUGUCCUACGAGCACCUCUUCGGCGAACUGUGCAACACACUGCAUUUCAGACUCAAAAAUGUUGCCCAAGAGGCGUGCAAAAAAACGUAUGCGUUCUACCUGAUGGAAACGGAGGACGGGCCUUUCUUUGGGAGAGUAAAGAAUUUGCUGAAGAAAGGGGGCCAUACAGAAAUGGACCCUCUGCUUUUCUGUAAGGUGAACCACAUGGAAACAGAGCGACUGAUGGUCAUCAUUAGGAACGAGGACAUCUUUCAACACAUACAUAAGAUUCCUUGCUUGCUGAGGCUGAAGCGCUUUCCCAACGUGAUGUUUGUGGGCAUCGACAGGCCAGAGGACCUCCUGGACCAGACCUACCAGGAGCUCUUCCACAGCGGAGGCUUCGUGGUGUCUGACGACAAAGUGCUGGAGACCAUGACCAUCGGAGACCUGAAGGAGAUGGUCAAAACCUUAGAGAAGCUGAAUGGAUACGGGAGGUGGAGGUGGCUCCUCCACUACAAAGAGAUCAAGAAGCUCAGAGAGGAUGCAAGGUGAGAAGGUCCUCCA
This is a messenger RNA of Anolis sagrei ordinatus, 6277 nucleotides long. The record is from RefSeq and is a predicted model, not a curated record. NCBI's taxonomy places the organism in Eukaryota, Metazoa, Chordata, Lepidosauria, Squamata, Anolidae.